GUAUGUGACUGUGAGUGUGUGUGUGAGUGUGGGUGGUCCCAGUACCUGGCCAAGCCCACCCCCUCCAUCUGGGCCCUAUCUCCCCACCAUGUAUACCCCUGUCAUCUGCCCUGGAGCCUGUAUGGCCACACUACGCUGUCCCUGAGAGCUCUAGAACACUGGUCACUAACUUUGCAGACGGAUGAACCCAGAGCAGCCAGAGUCAACUCUGCUCCCUGUCCUGCCGGAUCCCCUGACAGGGUCCUCCUAGGCUCCAGACUGGAAGGGGCUCUGGCCAUGGAACCCUGAAGUGGCUCUGACUUCCAGAGCUCAGUGGCAGGCCCCAGCACCCCGGGCCCUUCCUGCCCCUCCCACAACCAGCUUUCAAGUCCCCAAAGGGAGGGGUGGGGAAGGGAUCCCGAUCUCCCAGGGCAGCCGGCUUCCAACAUGAUGCUCAACUCAGACACCAUGGAGCUAGACCUGCCUCCCACCCACUCAGAGACAGAGUCGGGCUUUAGCGACUGCGGAGGAGGGGCGGGGCCGGAUGGUACUGGGCCCGGGGGUCCUGGAGGGGCCCAACCACGGGGUCCAGAGCAGGGAGAACCUGGCCGGAAAGAUCUGCAGCAUCUGAGCCGGGAGGAAAGGCGGCGCAGGCGCCGAGCCACAGCCAAGUACCGCACGGCCCACGCCACGCGGGAACGCAUUCGCGUAGAAGCCUUCAACAUGGCCUUCGCGGAGCUGCGCAAGCUGUUGCCCACGCUGCCUCCGGACAAGAAGCUCUCCAAGAUUGAGAUCCUGCGCCUCGCCAUCUGCUACAUCUCCUACCUGAACCACGUGCUGGACGUCUGA
Messenger RNA from Orycteropus afer afer, 828 nucleotides. RefSeq names its product nescient helix-loop-helix 1 (gene NHLH1). Gene Ontology annotation, molecular function: protein dimerization activity; RNA polymerase II cis-regulatory region sequence-specific DNA binding; DNA-binding transcription factor activity, RNA polymerase II-specific. Gene Ontology annotation, biological process: regulation of transcription by RNA polymerase II. Lineage: Eukaryota; Metazoa; Chordata; Mammalia; Tubulidentata; Orycteropodidae. The record is from RefSeq and is a predicted model, not a curated record.